Molecule: messenger RNA, 1680 nt
Organism: Rhineura floridana
Lineage: Eukaryota; Metazoa; Chordata; Lepidosauria; Squamata; Rhineuridae
Gene: SVOPL
Product: SVOP like
Exons: 15
Coding region: 19-1500 (493 amino acids)
Biological process (GO): transmembrane transport
Cellular component (GO): membrane
Molecular function (GO): transmembrane transporter activity
Source: RefSeq, a predicted model, not a curated record
UACUAAUAUAGUCUGAAGAUGACUGACAUGGAGAAGGAAGGAACAAGUGAUAUCGCCCUUGAGGAAACGACAGCCCAGAGACAGGAGCCAAAGGAAGAGCAGAAAACAUUUACGGUGGCAGAAGCUGUGGAAACCAUCGGUUUUGGGAGAUUUCACAUUGCACUCUUUUUGAUCAUGGGCAGCACUGGUGUGGCAGAAGCCAUGGAGAUAAUGCUGAUAGCAGUGGUGGGUCCUGUCAUCCGUUGUGAAUGGCAACUUGAAAACUGGCAAGUGGCAUUAGUGACAACAAUGGUGUUUUUUGGCUAUAUGCUAGCCAGCGUCAUCUUUGGACUUUUAGCUGAUAGAUAUGGCCGUUGGAAGAUUUUGUUCAUCUCUUUCGUCUGGGGAGCAUAUUUCUCUUUGCUGACAUCGUUUUCCCCCUCAUACAUCUGGUUUGUCUUUCUCCGGACCAUGGUGGGAUGUGGUGUCUCUGGUCAUGCACAAGGGCUUAUAAUAAAAACUGAAUUUUUGCCUACAAAAUACCGGGGUUAUAUGUUACCAUUAUCACAGGUGUUUUGGUUGGCAGGCUCUUUACUAAUUAUUGGACUGGCAUCAGUGGUUAACCCAACCAUUGGAUGGCGGUGGCUAAUAAGAAUUGCCACUCUACCAGGCAUUGUUCUCCUCCUAGCAUUUAAGUUUAUCCCCGAGUCUGCUCGGUAUAAUGUAUCAUGUGGGAAUGAUAAAGCUGCCCUUGCAACACUGCAGUGGAUUGCUAAGAUGAACCAUUCCAUUAUGCCUGAAGGAAAGUUGGUGGAACCUGUUGAUGAAAGAAGGGGUAGAUUCAAAGACCUGCUGGAUCCCAAGUAUUUACGAACAUCUUUGCAAAUAUGGAUUAUAUGGCUUGGGAUAUCUUUUGCUUAUUACGGCAUCAUCCUGGCCAGUGCCGAAUUACUGGAGAAGAAUCUGGUUUGUGCCACGGGAGGAGGAGGAUCAGCUGGAGAGGAUGAGUUGGGUGAUUAUUCUGAGGAAAUCCGGAGCCCUUGUGUCUGUCAUCUCUUUGCCCCGUCUGACUACCAGAUCAUGAUCAUCAGCACAACUGGAGAGAUUGCGUUAAAUCCAUUAAACAUUCUGGGCAUCAAUUUUCUGGGAAGGCGACUGAGCCUGACAAUAACAAUGGGAUGUACUGCCGUGUUUUUCCUCCUCCUCAAUAUAUGUACUUCAACCAUGGGCCUCACUGGUUUUCUCUUUAUGCUGCGUGCUUUGGUCUCUGCAAAUUUCAAUACCAUCUACAUUUACACAGCAGAGGUGUAUCCAACUACAAUGAGAGCCCUGGGUCUUGGGACCAGUGGUUCCCUAUGCCGUAUUGGUGCUAUGGUGGCACCUUUUAUAGCACAAGUUCUCAUGAAUGCUUCUUUUUUGGGAGCGGUUUGCCUUUUUGCUUCAGUUUGUGUUGUGUGCGCCAUCUCUGCUUUCACUCUGCCUAUAGAGACGAAAGGGAGAGCACUUCAGCAAAUGAAAUGAUGUGCCAAAAGAGGAAAAACACAAGGAACCCUAUUAUAUUUCAUCCAUUUAAGCCCAUUUCUUAAAAGGGCUGAGAUUUUCUCCAUGUUUUUAAAAAUUGCAUGUCUUUACUACAUUUUAACAAACCUGAUUUGUUUCCAUUACCUCAAACAAAUGGAAAAUUCUACAUUGCACAAAUAA